AUGUCGAAUAUCGUGCACAAAAUCAAAGAUGCCGUGACUGAUCGUGAUGGGCCUAUGACGCGCAGCCGUGCUUCGGAUGAUCGCAAUCACGGGACAUCCAAUCCCUUCACAUCGGACUAUAAUCGGAGUCAGAACGCCCCUCCUAUGAAUAACUCUGCUAAUAUGGGCUCCAAUGUCAACCGCCCUGAUUCCUUUUCAUAUGGUGCCAGUGCUGAUGCUGCUCCGAGAGCUAUGAAUAAACAGGGCCAGUAUGAGGGUUAUCUGACCAAUAAUACAAAUGAAAAAAAUGCUAGCGGGGCCAGCAGGCCCAAUGUCGACGCGCAAAACGCAAACAACGCAAACGCAAUGCCUGGGAAUACUUCAAGCUCCAGCUCCAGCUCCAUCAAUGCUGGCCCUCAUAGAACAAAAAUGGCAAAUAAAUUGGAUCCUCGCAUUGACAGUGAUUUAGAUAGCUCAGCCAAACAAGACACCGUCGCCCCCCAGACAAGCACUGCCGGCGCCCAGGGUAUUGACUCGAAGAGCAACAUGCCAAUUCAGCAACAACCUUUUAACAAAGGGGUCGACAAUCAUACCUCUAGUGAGGAAAAUUUCGACAAAUCUACUCAGGAACACCGGUCCCAUCACGAGCCAGGCCAGUACGGUUUUGAUGCUAAUCAGGCGCCCGGUGAGAUGGGUGAGGAAAAUUACAGCAGCUCCACACAGGAACACAGGGACCACAAAACCACCAGCCAUGUCACUCCCUGUCCACCCAGGACCAUGGGGAGUGAGCGGAUGCCGGAGAACAAUGUUGGUCAAAACUCUGGUAAUAAUACUGCCCCGCCCAGUUUUGGUGGCAAUGCAGCGGGCGGUAGCAGCUAUAAUGAGAACAUGGGCGCGAGAGGACCAGACAAUAUGCAGAGCGCUGCCCCUUCCCAGAAACUUGGCACUGGCACCGGCGCCGGUUUGAACCGCCCGCCCGAGCAGCAAGAUAUGACUGCUGGCCAGCAGCGUGCUGGUUAUUAA
Penicillium macrosclerotiorum is the source of this 1002-nucleotide messenger RNA. RefSeq lists its product as uncharacterized. Bases 1 to 1002 code for a protein of 333 amino acids. The record is from RefSeq and is a predicted model, not a curated record. The transcript has 3 exons. Lineage: Eukaryota; Fungi; Ascomycota; Eurotiomycetes; Eurotiales; Aspergillaceae.